Molecule: messenger RNA, 3489 nt
Organism: Letharia lupina
Lineage: Eukaryota; Fungi; Ascomycota; Lecanoromycetes; Lecanorales; Parmeliaceae
Exons: 8
Coding region: 1-3489 (1162 amino acids)
Biological process (GO): regulation of transcription by RNA polymerase II
Cellular component (GO): cytoplasm; mediator complex
Molecular function (GO): transcription coregulator activity; glutamine synthetase activity
Source: RefSeq, a predicted model, not a curated record
AUGGCCGAAUCAACUACCAUCUCCAACACGGAGAAUCUCAUGAAGUACAUGGGCCUCGAUCAGAAAGGCUACAGCAUGGCCGAGUACAUCUGGAUUGAUGGCCAGAACGGUGUUCGCUCCAAGACCAAGACUCUCGACAAGCCCUGCAAGGACGUCAGCGAGCUCUCAGAAUGGAACUUCGACGGUUCAUCUUGCGGUCAAGCUCCAAGCGGCGACUCAGAUGUCUACCUCCGCCCCGUAGCUAUCUACCCGGAUCCCUUCCGUGGCGGCGACAACAUCCUCGUGAUGUGUGAGUGCUGGGACCACGAUGGGACACCCAACAAGUUCAACUACCGUCACGAGGCCGCCAGACUCAUGAACGCCAACUCAAAACAAGAGCCCUGGUUCGGUCUGGAGCAAGAAUAUACUCUUCUUGGUCUUGACGAAAGGCCUUACGGUUGGCCUAAGGGAGGGUUCCCAGCUCCUCAGGGACCGUACUACUGCGCUGUGGGAACCGGCAGGGUAUACUGCAGAGAUAUUGUCGAGGCUCACUACAAGGCUUGUUUGUUCGCUGGUAUCAAAAUCUCAGGUAUCAACGCAGAAGUCAUGCCUGGCCAAUGGGAAUUUCAAGUUGGUCCUUGUGAGGGUAUUGAGUUGGGCGAUCAUCUUUGGAUGGCCCGUUUUAUGCUCCACCGCGUCGCAGAAGAAUUCGGCGUCAUCAUCACCUUCGCUCCCAAGCCAGUGGCAGGAGACUGGAACGGUGCCGGCCUCCACACCAACGUCUCAACAGCCGACAUGCGCAAAGACGGCGGGCUCAAGACCAUCGAGUCCAUGAUGGGCAAGCUUGAGAAGCGCCAUGUUGAACAUAUGGAAGUCUACGGAGAGGGUAACGCGGAGCGAAUGACUGGCGAGCACGAGACUGCCAGUAUGGAAAAGUUCAGCUGGGCCAUUGCGAACCGUGGCAGCAGUGUUAGAAUUCCACGACAAUGUGCUGCGGCUGGUAAAGGUUACUUCGAGGAUCGGAGGCCUGCGUCGAAUGCGGAUCCGUACCGCAUUACGGGCAUGAUGAUGGAGACUCUAUUUGGAGGAUUGCCCGAUGAAAAGAUGUCGAAGCUUUUGAUUAAAGGAAAUGCGGAAGUCAUCGCUGCCCCGACACUGCAACUUGCAGAUAUACACUUCAAUGUUGAAUACGUGAAGCCGAAUGCGCUACCGGUUUUUGAUAUCAAACAUAUCUCGCCCUUGCUGCUCCUCGAGCACAUCGACCACAUACAGUCCCGCAAGGAUGCUGGACUUCACAAGCUCAGUCCAAGCCUCCCACACUUGGUAACCACACGCAAGGCCCCAACAAACACAAUGGCGACUCCGACAUCCCACCCAAACCCCCAAACCGCCCAAAAACAGCCCGCGGCUUCCCACCUCACGCCAGCCUCGGCGGGCUCUCCACCAGCUCCUUCCUCCUCGCACUCGCGCUCAGUCACCUCGCCAGCUUUUUCCGCCCUCAAGGCUCCCGCCCGCCAGUUCCACCACCGCAAUGGUUCCGCGCAAAUACCCGGCAGCACGCCCAGAGGCGGUCCUGGUACGCCAAGACCAGGAACCACGAGCUCUACAGAAUCGCCUGCUGCGACGGCAGCAGCUGCCAUGCUGAUGGAUCCGCAGUAUGGCUUUACAAACGGUGCGGGUUUGGGGCUGGGAUUCACGCCGAGAGGGACAGGCUUCACGCCUGUGGCUAUGCAGAUGACGGGGAGUAGUGGGGGUAUCAACAGCAUUCUAGCUGCCCAAGAUCAAGAAGAGGAGAGGAAGAGAAGAAUGGAGGCUGUGGUUGCUAUGGUAGCGGGGAGGUGGGGCUUCGUGAGUCAAGAGGGUGUGGAGAGGUGUGCUAAGAGACUGGGAUUGGAUGCACUUUGGGAGGAUGGAAUGGGGGAAGGGAAGAGAAUGUUGACCAUUGCCGGGACUGCAAUGCUUCUCGAGGUGGAAUUUGAAGCGGAGGAAGUAAAGGGUUGCGUGUUGACUUUUCCGGGUAGUGGAGAGGAUGUUGGGCGAAGGGCAGCCAGAGGGGCACAGGUGCUGAGAAGGGAUUUGAAAGGAGAAGGGUAUGUAAGGUUGGAAGGGUUUGUGGAGAAUAUGGAAAUCCUAGGGAGGAUGGAUCGACUGGGUGGGGAGAAGAUCAGCUGUUUUGAUGCUACGGAUGGAGUGUUUAAAUGCCUGGAGAAACUGUGGAGGCUGGAGACUGAGAGGGAGAAGCGACAAGGGAAAGAAGUGGUGGAAGAGGAGGUCAUGUGCCGGAGCAGUGGGAGACCGAGGAUGCAUGCGAGGGGACGAGUAGGCGUGGCAUUGCAAUACUGGAUGGAGAGGAGGCUGCUGCUCGGAGUGGAGGAGAAGGCAGACGAAAUGGACAUUGACAACAAGGAAGCUGGCGAGCCGGACGACCAAACGGACAUCUGGUCAGCAAUCAUUGAAUGCGAAGCCUCUUCCGCCGAGCUUUAUCCUGCGAUCAGAGUUUCGGAUGCCUGGGUGUCUGAAGCCGUGGAGAAGCCAGCACCAGCAGAAUCUAACGACCUACCUGGCAACGACUCAUCAAUCGAUUGGCAAGACCCUCCCCCAACGCUCCUGCCCCCAGACGAGCAAGGAGAGAGCGGCGUCGCAGUCACAGAAGCAAAUCAUCUCCAGCAACCCAAACCACCAGAUGUCCGCUUCGUCGCUAAGUUUGAACCGCCAGUGGUUCUGCCCUUGCCAACAGCCAUACAAGUCCAGAACUCUGUUGGCGCGCCAAUAUCCCCGGAAUUGAUCCUACCCACCACCUACGAAAGCCUACUACUUGCGGGAAGUGAAGUCCAGAACCCCCCCAGCGACCCUCGCACCAUGGAAAAGACAGUCAUGCGCUAUGAUUCGGCCACUGACACAUCGACCUCACAUAUACACAAAUACAGCUUGUUCCCUCAACAGCAAGAUUGGGCAAGCGCGAUCACGCACCUCCCAUUUAGCCACCCAAGACAGAUCGUUGCCGUUCUGCCUAUACUACGCCAAUGGGCUCUGACAGGUGGUAUUCUUCGCCGGGCGUUCGACUGUGACAAAGAACCUACUCCACCGAAAGCGAACGGCCAGUCGACCUCCCAAGAUCAGCCCUCCGAGCCAACAACCUUUCAAACGCUCGACGCUGAGCUUGCUGCCUUCAUGUCCUCACCUCUGCCAAACGCCCCUAAGCCACCCUCAGACAAGGUGAGGGAAGUGCAGAUCACGUUCAAGGCUACCCCUGUGCCCCAGUUCCAAGUCAAUUUCCCAAAUCCACGCUACGGUGGUAAAUUGGCUGGCUUGAAUUUCAUGAUCGGUUUGAAUGGAAUCAUUGGUGGUGUGGACGUGCAUGAUGGAAGCCCUGAUUGGGGCAGUAACGGUGCCGCAAACGCGGAGGCGGAUGAAAAGGGACAGGAGAGGGUGAGGAUGAGGGAGGAAGUGAGGAAGGUAUUGGAGGUUGGGGAGAGUGUUGGGGUCGCUGUUGAGUGGAUGACCAGAUAG